GAGUCCAAAGUUCGAAACCCGACCCAAUCUACUGCGUUGAAUCCAUGGCCUCCAAGGCAAGGCUAUUACAGCAUUUCAGCUCCAGGAAAAGAAACCCACAACAUUUUUCGCGCCAUUUCUGUUUCCUCCGUGCGGUUGAUGUUUUCACUCCGGUCAUGCAGCCACCGCUCGGUCCUCGUCUCGCUCUCUCUUAAUCUCGCCGGAAAACUCCCCUUUUCUCCCUCUGUUUCAUUCUCUUUAAAACCCUCGUUUCUUUUCGUAAGCUCAAUCCCUAGCCUGAGAACAAUGUCCACCUCUCGGCCCUCGGCCUUUGAUAUUCUCAUGUCCAAUGCGUCCAAGAAAAAGAAAAACGCGUCUCAGUCCCAACCGCCAAAGUCACAGGACUCCUCACCCAGGAAACGCAAAUCCCCUGUUGAAAUUUCCCAAACCCCUAAUUUAAACCCUACAGAUAAUUCCCAAAAUAAAGUUUCCAACCCAAUUGAGAAUGCCGCAGGAGAAGAUCAAGAAAGCGCCAAAAACUCGACUUUAGACCAAAUUGGUGAUGCCCAUGUGGAUAGUUCAUUGAAAAAUAGUAGUGAUGGCACCCGUAGUACCAUCCCUGCUGAAGAAGCCCGUCUGCCAGGAGGCACAAAAAAACUGAAAGAUUCGAUUUCAAAACAAACUGGGUCUAAACGUGCUGAUCCGAAUAAUGGCCCGGUGGUGGCUAAGAAGCCCAGGCUGUCAAUCACUCCGGAGGAGAGUCUAGCGGAGUUGAAGAAAAAGGCUGCAAAUUUCAAUGUGAAGAAGGCAGCUUAUUGGGGAGAGGGAGAGAGGGUGCCUUUCAUAUUUGUGGUGAAGGCACUUGAUGCUAUAUCAAAGGAGUCAGGUAGGAUUGCCAUCACGGAGAUUGUGUGUAAUAUGCUGAGGACAGUGAUCGAGACGACACCAGAUGAUUUAUUGGCUGUUGUGUACCUUUUGGCAAAUAGGAUUGCAUCAGCUCAUGAUGGUUUGGAGCUUGGUAUCGGGGAUGCUUCGAUCAUCAAAGCUCUUGCAGAGGCUUGUGGUACUAAAGAAGCACAUGUUAAGAAGCAAUACAAGGAGCUUGGAGAUUUAGGCCUUGUAGCAAAAGCCAGUCGUUCAUCACAGCCUUUGAUGCGUAAACCGGAAGCAUUAACUGUUGCCAAAGUUUUUGAUACAUUUCGUCUUAUUGCUAAGGAAUCUGGCAAAGAUAGUCAAGAGAAAAAGAAGAAUCACAUAAAGGCACUAUUAGUUGCAGCUAGUGAUUGUGAACCUCAAUAUUUGAUUCGUUUGCUCCAGACAAAGCUGCGUAUUGGUUUGGCAGAACAAACCCUCUUGGCAGCACUGGGGCAUGCUGCUGUAUACUCGGAGAAGCAUUCAUCCCCUCCUGCAAAGGUUGAUAAUCCUCUAGAAGAAGCUGCAAAAAUUGUCAAACAAGUCUAUUCUGUAAUUCCAGUCUAUGAUAAAAUAGUUCCUGCUCUUCUUUCUGGCGGUGUGUGGAAUCUCCCAAAGACAUGUAGCUUUUCACCUGGGAUUCCUGUUGGUCCCAUGUUAGCUAAACCAACCAAAGGGGUGUCUGAAAUUGUGGAGAAGUUUCAAGAUAUGGAGUUCACCUGUGAAUACAAGUAUGAUGGAGAACGUGCUCAGAUACAUUUUAUGGAGAAUGGCUCAGUGGAGAUAUACAGUAGAAAUGCAGAGAGGAAUACUGGAAAGUUUCCAGAUGUUGUUGUUGCUGUCACAAGAUUAAAAAAGCCUUCUGUCACAUCAUUUGUUCUUGACUGUGAACUUGUUGCAUAUGACCGUGAGAAACAGAAAAUCCAACCUUUCCAGGUUCUUAGCACACGCGCUCGAAAAAAUGUUCUGAUGAAUGAAAUCAAAGUCAACGUUUGCAUUUAUGCUUUUGACAUCCUCUAUCUUAAUGGCCAAGAACUCCUCCAGGAGCAACUCAAUGUUCGUAGAGAGCAUCUUUACAACUCAUUUCAAGAAGAGCAUGGUUUUCUCCAGUUUGCCACUGCUAUCACAUCAAAUGAUCUGGAGGAAAUACAAAAGUUUCUUGAUGAUGCUGUUAAUUCUAGCUGUGAGGGGUUGAUCAUCAAAACGUUGAAGAAAGAUGCUACUUAUGAGCCUUCGAAGCGGUCUAACAACUGGCUUAAAUUGAAAAAGGAUUACAUGGAUAGUAUUGGUGAUUCAUUAGAUUUAGUCCCCAUUGCUGCAUUCCAUGGCAGGGGGAAACGCACUGGUGUCUAUGGUGCCUUUCUCCUUGCUUGUUAUGAUAGUGACAAAGAGGAAUUCCAAAGCAUAUGUAAAAUUGGAACUGGCUUUUCUGAAGCAAUGCUUGAAGAACGUUCUGCCAGUCUUCGGUCAAAAGUUAUUCCCAAACCAAAGUCAUAUUACAGAUAUUCGGAUACAAUCAGUCCAGAUGUAUGGUUUGAACCAACUGAGGUUUGGGAGGUCAAAGCUGCUGAUCUCACUAUCAGCCCUGUUCACCGUGCCGCCGUUGGUAUUGUGGAUCCCGAUAAGGGAAUUUCUUUGCGAUUUCCACGAUUACUUCGUGUCCGAGAAGAUAAGAAUCCAGAGGAAGCCUCCUCAUCUGAUAUGGUAGCGGAUAUGUAUAAUGCGCAGAAGCACAAUAAUAAGGACACCAAAGAUGAAAAUGAGGAAGAUUGACAUCAAGAAAAGAAUGCCUGUUUCAUUAAAAUAUCGAAGUAGUGUCCUUUGUACAUACCCGACUGGGCUGUUUACACAAGAUAGACCCAAGUACCGUGGAAGGAGUGGCAAACAACUGCCAAACAUGCUACAGAUUCAGGUGUCAGGCAGUAGAGCGUUAAGACUGUGUUGAUGUUCAGAGAUGUAUGCACUACGUUUCAUGUGAAUUGUCGUAGAAUUAAUGCUGGCAGCAUUAUUCUAUUUCAUCUGCCAAUUGUAUUCCAGAACCAAACAAAAACUAUAGUAAUACUCUAUUCCUCGCCACCAGUUUCAUUCCUUGGGUGGCCAAUUUUCCUCA
Messenger RNA from Sesamum indicum (sesame), 3001 nucleotides. RefSeq names its product DNA ligase 1. Gene Ontology annotation, molecular function: DNA ligase (ATP) activity; DNA binding; ATP binding. The record is from RefSeq and is a predicted model, not a curated record. Gene Ontology annotation, cellular component: mitochondrion; nucleus. Lineage: Eukaryota; Viridiplantae; Streptophyta; Magnoliopsida; Lamiales; Pedaliaceae. Gene Ontology annotation, biological process: DNA repair; DNA biosynthetic process; lagging strand elongation.